Molecule: messenger RNA, 1371 nt
Organism: Trypanosoma conorhini
Lineage: Eukaryota; Euglenozoa; Kinetoplastea; Trypanosomatida; Trypanosomatidae
Exons: 1
Coding region: 1-1371 (456 amino acids)
Source: RefSeq, a predicted model, not a curated record
AUGCCUUGGCUUGCUGGCCCUGCCAGCAUGCAGCCCACCGAGCUGAAGCCGUGUGCUACAGCGGGGCAUGCUCAGGCCGACGGCUGCAGUGCUUCCCAGAACCACCAACUGGGCUGGAGUGGGACGAAAUGCGGUCGUGGCGCCAUUUUGCGGCAUGGGCCGCUGCGGUCCAGCUGUCUUGAGGCCGCCAGGGCGCCGCCGCCCGUGGCCCCCGCGUUCUGCAAACUGAUUCUUCGCCCCGGUCCACCACCCUGUGGGGUUUUUGUCGGAGGGAGAUUUAAAGAACCGCUGAGGCCUUUGUCCUUGUCUGAGCUGAGGCAACUGAGAGGUGGUAGCCGCGAUGCGUGCACCUCGCGGUGGACGUACGACGGGGUGCAGCGCAACUCGACGCUCUACGUUGCCGAGAAUGGCGAGGGGCUGAGCCCUGAGUUCGAGGUGCGACCGGCCUCGUGCCCGAGCUACCGCUACUUUACUCCGCUGGAGGCGUUGUCGAUCCUGCACCACGCGAGCAUUGGCCGCAACGGGCACGGAGUCCUUGUCACUGGUGACUCUAUGAUGCGACAGUUGUUUAUGCGGCUGAUUUUUUUUCUGCGUGGAAAUGAGUUCUUUGCCGAGCACUACUUCCACUACGACGCGCUGUACGUCGUGUACGAGGAUCGUGACGAGCUGGCCCUUUCCUUCACCUGCACCCAUAGAGCCCUGCUGGCGAGGUACUUCCCUGGGUACAGGGUGGGCCGCAACAAGGAGGCCGCCUGCAACGAGUUUACACUCAGUGAGCGGGUUGUUGCCAUCGCGUUAUUUAUCUGGGACCCCUUGGUAAGUGAGUUCCGCGAGGAUCCCUUUCUAAUAAAGGAUCCGCCGCUGCAUUUGGCCUCCUUCAUGUACUGGUGGAGGCGUGGGGCGGAUCGUCGUCAGAGUCUGGCCCGAUAUUUGGACCGCGUACGAAGUCAACGGGUUGCUAACGCAGCGAGAGCCAAUGACAAGGCAACGAAAUACAUCUUCUUCACCACGCCCAGGACGAAUGCUGUGUCUUCUCAUAUUCUUCCUGACGAUGUGCGCCUGGAACGAAACGCGCUGGCGUGGGAUGCCAUCCGGUCGAUGCAGAAGGACUGGGGUGAAGGCGGCGUGGGACAACCGCGAGUGUCGUUGGUGGACUUUGCUGCCUUGGUGGACGUGCAGGAUGUGCACCGUGUGGGGGAUUUGAUGCAUUUUAUGUGCAUAUGGAAUCCUGAAAGUCCAAAGAACGUUUCUAGGCAGGUUGUUAACCAUAUCUCGUGCGGGGACCCUGUGAAUUUGGCGGCGCUGCAGUGGACUUUGCAUUUGCUUUGGACAGAGCUAUGGCCGCAUGCUUUUUUUUCGUUAUUAUCGUAA